This is a messenger RNA of Anopheles funestus (African malaria mosquito), 9503 nucleotides long. RefSeq names its product otoferlin-like. Gene Ontology annotation, biological process: plasma membrane organization. The record is from RefSeq and is a predicted model, not a curated record. Gene Ontology annotation, cellular component: membrane. Lineage: Eukaryota; Metazoa; Arthropoda; Insecta; Diptera; Culicidae. The transcript has 18 exons. The coding region runs from base 1604 to 7963 and encodes 2119 amino acids.
CAAUUUUCCCGCGCCCUUGUGUUUUUUUUUUGUUUUAUUCAUUUAUUCUUUCUCUUUGUACUUAUAUUUUUUUCUUUUUUCUUUUUUUUUUCUUCUCCUCACCAGCGUUGGAGCAUUUAUUUUUAUUGAGAACUGUCACGCACGUGCUUGCUCAUUUGCAUCUCCAUUCUCCAUCGUUUCCAGGAGCGCAGGAACAGCGUGCGAACAAGACGUGACGCGCAAAGGCGUCCCCCACCCACAAAGCUCUCCACGGAGUUCCCGCUUUGCCGUAUCGAAUCCGUAUCAGCAUCGGAAACCGGAUGAUAAGGACAUGCCGGAGCAUGGCUCUUGCUCUUUUGGCUCGGACGAAGCAGAACGCUCUCUCUCGGCUCUCGGCAAAAAUGGACGCACGCACCGCGCGCGGCAGCUGACGCGUUUAUGUCUGCCAACAGAGCUCGGUUUCGCAGUCGUGAGUGAAUCGUUGAAGGAAGCGGUCAUAAAACACGAACGGUACUCGCUUCCCAGUGCAGGUUGUUUUGGGGGGUUGGUUUUUUGGUUGCGUUGUUGUUGGGGUUGAAGGUUCGGUUAAUGUAACACCGUUUACUUGCUGUAGCCGUGAUUGUUUCGGCAGGUGAGUGACAGAGGUCCCCCCACGGGACGUGACACUGAACGGGGUAAGGCUGUGGACGCUACCAUAACCAAGCCAAAACACAUGCACCCACACAUCAUCGCGUACAAGCGCAGGUGACGCGCACCAGGUGUUGAACACGGCAUCAAUCAAAGUGGUGGCACUUUCCGUUUUUUUUUUUGGUGGGCACCGUGUGGUGACACGUGCAUCGGCACAUCAUCCUCUGCCUAGUAUCGAGAAUUAGUCGAACGAAGCAAGUAGAAGCAAAAACCAACCAACAACAAGCGAAACUAGCGUGACACGGGUUAACGUUAAGUGUGCGUGUGAAGAAAUAAGUAAAUGAAGCAACAAAGCAGUACCGUUAGUAAGGGUUAUCAAAGGAGGACACCACGCAUAUAACCCGCAACAGUAACGCAGCAGUGUGUGAAUAAGCCAAAAAGGAGCAACAAAACAACAACAGCCAAACCACCGAAACCAGGAUCGUUAAACAUACCGCGACCGCGACAAACAGUUGUUGAAAAGUUUCGUACCAAUCCGCACCGGUAUUGAAGUCAGCUGGAGCAAAGCUUUAGUGCCGCCGUAAGGUCAUCCGGGUUGUAACACGGCAAACUACUUCGGAAACUUCCACUUCAAAACCCCCAGCAAAAGGAACAAAUUUACAACUGGCGUUACAGGAACAGGUCGGCUGUAAACGUGCUGUAAACUAAGCUUUAACCACACACCAACGCAACAUAUCAACGACCCGGCAGGUGCCCAACCCCAACAAAAAAAAAACGACGACGACCGUAUCAACUUUCGGCUGGUACAGCUCGAAACAGACCACCUGCCCGCACCAAAAACCUUUAGCAUGGACAAUUAGUAAUCAGUAGCGGUAGUAGCCCAAUUUUCCCGCUCCCCCGCCACCCCCUGUUGUAAGCUUUACCUUUAGGGCAAGGCGUCGAGAUUAGCGUGUAGGAAGGAAAGGAACGUAAACGCAAACAGCAACCUUUCGCCAAGAUGUCGCUGACGGUGCGAAUUAACAAGUUUCAGCUGCCAAAGCCGAAAGCAAAUCUGCUCGGGCGGGUUGAAUUUCGUGGUGUUGCUCAUACGACCACCGAGCUUAACUGUGGCGCUGAGCUCGUCGAAGUCAAUCAGAGCUUCAUUUGGCCGCUCGCACGGGCUGCGGACGAGACGGAAACGAUAACGGUCGAGCUGCGGCAGCAGACAACGAAGAUACUGCUCAAAACGGCUAUCGGCGGUGGGUCCGGUGGCACAUCCGGUUCCGCAUCCAGCCGUGGCAGCAUCACCAGCAGCACCAAAAUUAUCGGCCGAUUCGUGAUGCUGGCGCAAGCGCUCAUCCACGAGGGUCGUCUGAGGAUAGAGGACCGGCUGGUGGACCUGUCGAACAAGCCAAUCGAUGCAUUCGUCAGUUUUGACGUGUACUACCAAAGCCCGGAAGAUGAGUCGGGUAACUUCUACUCGCCGCGUGUCGUACACUCCCUUCAUCAGCAAUCGAGCAUCGACGACGACCAGCAGAUGUUGCUAAACAUCGAACAGAACAUAGCCAAUCUCGAGAAGAGUAUAUCGCAGGGCAAAGCGUCCGAACCGGGUGCGUCGUCCAGCUCGGCCACAUCACGCCGUACGGGACGCACCGGUACAAAUGGUGGCGAACGGAAGCCCAACAUUAUCAAACGCGUCAUGUCUUCCGGUUCGGCUGGGCUUAGCGAACGGGCCGCACCAUCGAAAUCGUCCGAUCAUGCGUCGUCGGAUAAUGAGGCAUCGACCCGACCGACCCGUUCGCUGGCGGACAAAAAGGUAACGCUACGCACCGUCCGUAACUUUAUGCGACUCGGUCGUUCCCGGCAAUCGUCACGGGAAAGUACGGCCAGCAGUACUGAGGAUGAGGGUAAAUCGCUUAUCGGCGAUUCGGACUAUACGCGCGUACAGCCAGAAAUGGUGGACGGUGGUGGUGGUGGUGGUGAGUUGGCGGGACGAUCCAUCGGUACGAGUGACGCUGAACAGGGUGUACCGUCGGAUAGCCCAACGCACGGUACGGGCAAGAUGGGUGAAACCGUAUCGCAAACAUGUAGCACACACUCGAAUGCGUCCAGCGAUGGCGAAGAUGUAACCGCUAAUGAGAAGCUCAAGAAAAUCAAGAGCCUGGCAAAAGGAAAUGACCACCUCAAGUCGCAAGACUUUCAGGUUUGCGUUACGAUUAUUGAGGCGCGCCAGCUGCCGGGACUGAACAUGGAUCCGGUGGUAUGCAUUCAGGUUGGUGACCAGAAGAAGUAUACCAGCGUAAAGGAGAGCACCAACUGUCCGUACUACAACGAGUACUUCGUUUUCGACUUUCACAUGCCACCGGUGAUGCUGUUCGACAAGAUCAUAACGCUCUCAGUCAUCCAUUCUCGCAAGUUCAUGCGCUCCGGAACGGUGGUGGGCUCGUUCAAAAUCGAUCUUAAAACAGUCUACGAUGCGCCCGAUCAUCAAUUCUACCAUAAGUGGGCACUACUCUCCGAUCCGGAGGACUUUGCCGCCGGACCGAAAGGUUAUCUCAAAUGUGAUGUCGGUAUCAUCGGCAAGGGAGACACGGUAAAGGUACCACCGAAGUCGGAAAAGGAUCCAGAUGAUAUAGAAGCGAAUCUGCUGUUGCCGGACGGUGUGCCGAUCGAGCGGCAGCGUGCGAAGUUCAUAGUGAAGGUGUACCGUGCGGAUGGAUUACCACGCAUGAACUCAUCCAUCAUGGCGAACGUGAAGCGUGCCUUCACCGGCGAGACAAAAGAUCUAGUUAACCCAUACGUGCAGGUGUCAUUCGCGGGACUCACGGGCAAAACGAAUGUGAAAAAAGCAUCGUACAAUCCGGUGUGGAAUGAGCAGCUCGUCUUUACGGAGAUGUUUCCACCGCUGUGCCAGCGCAUCAAGAUACAGCUGCGCGAUGCCGAUCCAAUGAAACCGUCUAUCAUCGGUACGCACUAUAUCGAUCUGAAACAGAUAUCGAACGAUGGUGAGAAGGGCUUCCUGCCAACGUACGGACCAUCGUUUGUCCAUCUGUACGGUUCGACGCGUGACUACAACUUACUCGAUCAGCACUCUAACCUCAACACUGGACUCGGGGAGGGUGUUAGCUAUCGGGCCCGUUUGCUCAUUGCAAUCCGCACAGAAAUUACCGACAAUGUGGAGCUGUUCGCCGACAAGAACGUGGAAGUUGAACCAACGCUACCGAUAUGUGAGUCAUCCUACUGCAAAACGGACGGUUUCUUCCUGUACGCCACUGUGCUGGAGGCGUCAAUGUUAGACAAGAAAGUAUGCGACCGUUCGGUGUACUUCGAGCUGAGCAUGGGUAAUGCGGGGAACUCGCUUGAUGGACACAAUGAAAGUGCCACUACCAACAUGGACGAUGAUGAUGAUCCGGUGUCGAUCGAUACGACCGCAUACAACAGUACGACAAGCGCCUGUAAACCUAUCUCACAUGACAAGAACCACUACUACCUACCGUACUGGGAUUACAAACCAUGCAUGGAUGUGCGGGCCUGGUUUCCGGAUCUGAGGCGUCGCAUGUACAACAGCAACAUGAUAGCGAAGAUUAGUGAACGGUUGGAGGUCGGUCUUGCCGAAACGAACCUACUGCUUGAGGAUGAAGAUCCGACGGCGGAGGUGAAACUACGCGGCGUACUGGAGGAGGUGGCAUCGAGCUGCAACAAGUACGUCACGAUUACGAAGGGUGCCCUCGUGGGUCCCGGUACCGGCAAGACGAAGCUGGACAAGGAACGGUUAAAGCUCUGCCAGCGUGAGCUAGAAUCGAUUGGCAAUAUGGCACGCAAUCUGCGUGCACUUGUUACGAAAAGCUCCAUGCGCGAGCGGUACCGGACGGCUCAAAGUUAUUUGGCACGGCUACGCUUCCUGGUGGAGGACCCGCAGCAUGCGCUGCCCGAUGUGUUUGUGUGGAUGAUUGCAAACGGUAAGCGUGUCGCUUACCACCGUUUGGAUGCGCGUGAUCUGCUAUACUCCACCAUUGAGGAAGAGACCGGCAUACACUGUGGGAAGGUGCAGACGGUGUUCCUGAAGCUACCGGGUCGGCAGGCGGAAGGACCGGCCGGUUGGCAUGUGAGGGCGAAACUAUCCAUAUACCUGUGGCUUGGUACACUGAAGCACAAACGCUUCUUUUACACCGGUUUACCGAAGGGGUACGAACUGCUGCACGAGCUGAAGCACGCUGAGAAGGUGAAUGUGCCGGCACCGACAACGGUGCACUACGUCGAGCGGCACGUAUUUCAGCUGCGGGCACACAUCUACCAGGCACGGUCACUUAUCGGUUCCGAUGCGUCCGGUUUGAGCGAUCCGUACGCGACGGUUUACGUUACCGAGCACGCGAAAACAACGCAGGUGAUCGAGGAAACGUUAAGCCCAACGUGGGACGAGCUGCUCGUGUUUGACGAGGUCACCGUGUAUGGUUCGAAGGAUGAAAUUAGGCGCGAUCCGCCAACGAUCGUGAUCGACGUGUACGAUCAGGAUAAGGUGGGCAAGUCGGACUUUAUCGGGCGGGCCAUCGCUCGGCCACGGGUGAAGCUACGCGAAAACCACUACAGUACGCCCGUGCUCGAGUGGUUCGAAAUAACGCGUGGUUUAGAUGGGGCCGGUGAACUGUUGGCUGCGUUCGAAAUGCUCGAACACGGUUCGGAGGAUGUACCGAGGCUGUCCGACCCGAAGUAUGUGGCGUGCAGUAGCGGUAGCGAUCAUACACCGCAGCCGACGCUUGCCAUCCUACCGGUACCGCAGGAGGUUCGACCUAAUUUGGCCCGUUUCCGGAUUGAGGUGUUGUUUUGGGGUUUGCGCGAUCUAAAGCGGGUACACUUCAUGACGGUGGACAAGCCGCGCAUCGAUAUUGAAUGUUCCGGGCGCAUACUUAACUCGAGCAUCGUGCAAAACGCAAAAAAGAAUCCAAACUUUGCCAACAUGUUGAAGUUUUUCGAUCUGGAUUUGCCGAUUGAGGAGCGGUACGCACCGCCGAUUACGAUCCGGGCCGUUGAUUGCCGUUCGUUCGGGCGGUACACGCUGGUCGGGACGCAUCAGAUUACGUCGAUCCAUCGCUAUAUGCACAGACCGCCACCGAAGGAAGAUCCCAAGCGGUACAAUCAGGACGGACAGCUGGUGCUGGCGAGAAGGCGUACCGAUGCCGUUGGCAAUGUCAUCCCCGAUACGGGCAUGCCCGGUGAAUCGUGGUCCGGUGACAAUCUGACACUGUACGGUGCGGCGUGCGUGGCAAAGGCGGGCGGUCCUGGGCGUGGCAAGCGAGCGAAACGGAAGCCCCUGGAAGCGCAGGGUACGUUCGACGGGCAGGACGGUGCUGGUGGCGAUGGUGAUGACGACGACGAUGGUUCCAGCAAGGACUGGUGGACGAAGUACUUCCUCUCGUACGAGCGGCUAAUCGAAUCGGCCAAAAGUGCUGGCACGGGUGGAGUUGGCGCCGGUGCCUGCGGUGGUAUGGGCGCGAUCGGGAUCGGUCCCGGCGAUGGGGCCGGUGGAUCGGCCGACGGUGGCAAAAAGCUAGGCGUCAAAACAUCGCGACUAGUGUCCAAGCUGAGCCCGAAAGCGGCACCGAAAAAACCGUCCAAUCCGCGCGUCGCCACCUGCCAGAUAUAUCCGAGCGAGCUGGAAUCGGUGUACGAGUACGGACAGUUUAAGGAGUGGCUACACUCGUUCCCACUGUACCGGGGCAAGAAAACCGGCGACAGCACCGAGGAUGAAACGCGCAUCGUCGGUUUCUUCAAGGGUGCGAUCAAGGUGUACCGGUUGCCGAUCGAGAAGGGGAUGGAACCGGCCUUCGCACCGACACUGCCGCUGAACGAUCCGAUCCAUGUGCUGGUGCGCGUGUACGUCGUAAAGGCAACCGAUCUGCAUCCGAUGGAUCUGAACGGUAAGGCGGAUCCGUACGUAGUGCUGCAGCUCGGCAGUAAGCGUGUCUCCGACAAGGACAACUACGUCAGCAAGCAGCUGAACCCGGUGUUUGGCAAAUGUUUCGAGAUCGAAGCGACCUUCCCGCAGGACUCGAUGCUGACGGUGCAAAUCUUCGACUGGGAUUUGGUCGGUUCGGACGAUCUGAUCGGUGAGACGAAGAUCGAUCUGGAGAAUCGCUUCUACAGCCGCCAUCGGGCGAUGUGCGGUAUCUCCGCACGCUACGAAGACUCCGGCUAUAAUAUAUGGCGCGAUCCGAUGAAACCGACGCAAAUACUUUCCAAGCUGUGCAAGGACAACAAGCUGGAAUCGCCACAGUAUCUGCAGGAUCGUGUUACGAUCGGACGCUGUUGCUUUCUGUUUACCAGUGAGGAGAUACAAACCUGGUCCAGUCCUACCUCGAUCAAGUACCGGGACGAACAUCUCGCGCUAGCAGUACUGCACCGCUGGGAAGAGAUGCCACGGGUUGGUUGCAAGAUCGUACCAGAGCACAUCGAGUCGCGGUCGCUGUACAACAGCGACAAACCAGGCAUCGAGCAGGGCAAGCUUGAGAUGUGGGUCGAUAUGUUCCCAAUGGAUAUGCCACUGCCCGGUCCACCGGUCGAUAUUUCACCGCGCAAGCCCAAAUCGUACGAGCUGCGCGUUGUUAUCUGGAACACCGAUGACGUCGUGCUGGAAGAUGAUGCAUUCUUCACCGGUGAAAAAAUGUCCGACAUCUACGUGAAAGGCUGGCUAAAAGGACCCCAGGACAUGCAGGCGACGGAUAUACAUUAUCGCUCACUGACGGGUGAAGGUAACUUUAACUGGCGCUUCAUCUACCCGUUCGAGUAUCUUGCCGCGGAGGAACGGAUCGUACUAUCGCGCAAGGAGUCACUGUUCAGCUGGGACGAGACGGAGGUAAAGAUACCGGCACGGCUCGAGCUGCAGGUGUGGGAUGCGGAUCACUUUUCGGCGGACGAUUUUCUCGGCGCCAUCUCGCUGAACUUGAACCGGUUUCCGCGCGGUGCCAAAUCGUCCAAGCUCUGCACGCUGGACAUGCUGCGCACCGAUAACGUGCCGACGGUAAACAUCUUCAAGCAGAAGCGCGUCCGCGGCUGGUGGCCGUUCUUCAUCAAGAAGGAAAACGACGAGAUGGAGCUGACCGGUAAGGUGGAGGCGGAGAUCCAUCUGCUAACGAAGGAGGAGGCGGAGAAGAACCCGGCCGGGUUUGGACGGAACGAGCCGGAUCCGCUCGAGAAACCGAAUCGUCCGGAUGCCUCGUUUAUGUGGUUUCUUAACCCGCUCAAAUCGGUACGGUACAUUGUGUGGCACAACUACAAGUGGAAGAUCAUCAAGGGGCUGAUCAUCAUCGGGAUCGCCAUCUUGCUUCUCUUGUUCUUCUAUGCCGUACCUGGGUACACGGUGAAAAAGAUGCUCGGCGCGUAAGCACAGCCAGCAGAGGAUACGAACAAACGCACACAUAGUAGUGAAAAAACAACCUUAAAUUCAACUAACCGAAACCACCACUUAACGUCUAAGAAACAAAAAGGAAAAAACAACAAAACAAUCACUCAAUCUCAAUCUACCAAACAAUUUCUAUUUCAUACGAAUUCUUACCACACAAAAGCGCAAACAAACUUUAAAAGCACAAAACAAACCCCCAACAAAACGGUGGCCCCCCAGCGGGUAUCUUGCUUUGCGAUCAAUGCGACGUUACAAAGGCGCACUGUAUUUAGGUCCCCCCCCCCCCCGGGGGGUUCCAAAUAUCGUCCACGCGACACCAAACCACAAACGUAGCGUACUAGAUAAAGAAACGAAGCGGGGUCGUGACGAAGGAUGGAGGAUAGCCCGCGGAAGCACAUACAUAUUUACAGAUAUUUAUACAUAUUCGUAUAUACACUUCAUUUAUUCACAUUGAGAUGUUUUAUGCAACGAAUGACCGAAUCAUCCGGAAACCAUCCAAGAUAUGAGGGAUAAAGAGGGGGAGCAAAAGAAAAAGGCACGUUAGAAAAAUUAAACAGCAACAAGAAAAAAACGCAACGCUGAUAGGGAUGCAAUUGUCAUGAAAAAAAAAACAAACAAAAAAAAAAGGGCACAAAACGGAUAUGUUUUAGGAGUAUCAAAACCGUGUACAUACACUCCCGUAACGAUAAGGGAAGCGAGUCGUCUACUCCUGUUGGGUGCAUUUGUAAGGCAUCAUCCUGAAACCAAACCCCAAAAACAAAAAAGAAAGCCCGUUAAAUACCCUGUUUUUAUCCGACAUCGCGUUGUUCGUUUCUAAGGACCAAAGAGUGUUUAAGUUUUGGGGUGUGUGUGUGUUUUUUUUGUUGGUUUGUUUUAUACAAACAUAUUUACAUAUUUAAUUCCUGUUGCUGGUUAUAACAAAACAAGAAAGUAAUUAGAGCUUAAUCAAGGAACGGAAUGCAACGGAACAGCACAUUCGUACUUAAAGUCAACACAACUAAUCAAACGUUAUCAGAGCUCUAUCGAACAAUUCAUAUACAAAGCUAUUAAUGGGGUGGGGGGUGGGAGGAUGGUGGUACACCAUGACUGCUCUCAACCCUUUAACUUACCACUUACACAUACAAACACACAUCAAACUUAUGGUAGCGUAGCGCAUCUAUUUGCGAAUUCUUCAAUUCUUACGAAAGAGAUAUAUAUAUAUAGAGUGAAUGAAAAAAAAAGAGUACACAUACACUGUAAAGUAGAUAGUGCAACCAAAAAAAAAAACAAAACAAACUAGAAAUCCACUUUAUUCAAUUCAAAUCUUAAUCAAACAGCAAAAGUAUCCCUUAUUUUUAAUUGGGGAUUACCUAGGAUUUACAGUUUGCUGGUUUUAAACCGGCCCGUUUUUGCAUAAAAGCCCCCACCAUUCCCUUGAUAAUGUUGGUACCAUGCAAUCUUACCUUUAUAUGGUGUAUUUGCGUUCCACUUGCCUCCGUAUAUCAAGCGCAGAGCUGAUGCACUAGACACUAGUGAUGGGUAA